Symbiodinium pilosum is the source of this 237-nucleotide messenger RNA. Lineage: Eukaryota; Dinophyceae; Suessiales; Symbiodiniaceae. The record is from the annotation of a GenBank genome assembly.
AUGUUCGCUAAGCGUGGACGCUUCGAAUGCCAAGGCGUCAUCUCGCUCUUCAAGAACGAGAGGCGGUCUUUCUGCGAGGUAGCUCAGUUCAUCAAGAAGGAGUUCGACAAGGCCUUCCAGGGUGCCUGGCACGUCUUUGUCGGCAAGCACUUUGGCGCGUGGGUCACAUACGAGGCACACAAGCUGGUGUACUUCCAUAUUGGGCAGGCAGGCUUCCUCAUCUACAAGCAUGGCUGA